This is a messenger RNA of Cucumis melo (muskmelon), 991 nucleotides long. RefSeq lists its product as uncharacterized. NCBI's taxonomy places the organism in Eukaryota, Viridiplantae, Streptophyta, Magnoliopsida, Cucurbitales, Cucurbitaceae. The transcript has a single exon. Gene Ontology annotation, molecular function: acyltransferase activity, transferring groups other than amino-acyl groups. The record is from RefSeq and is a predicted model, not a curated record. The coding region runs from base 319 to 840 and encodes 173 amino acids.
CAAAACCAUGAAGGAGUAAGGUUAGUAUAAAAUAAAGAUGAAGUCGUAGUGUGAAAGGUACAUACCUGGACGGGGUCGAUGGCCGAUCAGGAAUAGCCAUGGCCUAGACAUCGUGACUUCCCUUGCACUUUGGAAGGGUGCGCGUCUAAGGUCUGCCCUUUGCAGGCAGAGCCUACGUCAUAAUUUGUGGUAGUUGGGGCUUGCGUCAACGCGCAGCCCCUUCCCAAUUUUAUAUCUCUAUAAACCAUUUCGCUCUCCUACACGUUUUUUAAUCGUAAAGGUCGCCCACUGUUCUCUCUAAUUUCAUCGAACACCCUAAUGGCCAAGUCCAUGGAAGUCUCUCGGAUUACAUUACGCCCUUUCCAGCUCUCUGAUGUUGACGAUUUCAUGGUUUGGGCAGGGGAUGAUCGAGUCAUGAAGUCUACAAGAUGGAAUGUUUUUACGUCCAAGGAACAGGCGCAUGAUUUCAUUAGGGAUGUUUGUAUUCCGCAUCCAUGGCGUAGGUCGAUUUGUGUCGAUGGGCGGUCGGUUGGGUUUGUUUCGGUUUAUCCGUGGUCGGGCGAGGAUCGGUGUAAGGCGGAUGUUGGAUAUGCUGUGGCAAGGGAGUAUUGGGGUCGAGGAAUUGUGACGGAGGCGUUGAAAAUAGCUGUUCCUCAAGUGUUUGAGAAGUUCCCCGAGGUGGUGAGAUUGCAGGCGUUUGUGUUUAUUGAGAAUAGGGCGUCUCAAAGAGUUGUUGAGAAAGUUGGGUUCCAGAAAGAGGGGCUUUUGAGGAAGUAUUGUUAUAUUAAGGGUGAACUUAAGGAUUUAUUUGUUUAUAGCUUUUUGUCAUCUGAUUUGUAAAUGAUGAGGAGGAAGAUCCAGUGGUUUUCCGAAUUAUGAUCCCUUUUUCAACUUUGUUUCGUUGUGUUAUACACUCUUUAUGACCUCUUUGCAAUUGUGAAGAAUACUGUAUUUGAUUUGAAGUUCGAAUAUCAGUUGACUUUACAGUAAA